Molecule: messenger RNA, 1065 nt
Organism: Caenorhabditis auriculariae
Lineage: Eukaryota; Metazoa; Nematoda; Chromadorea; Rhabditida; Rhabditidae
Source: the annotation of a GenBank genome assembly
AUGAUAAGCCGAUCAGAUGUCUUUUCUUUCGGACUGAACUUCAAACAAAGUGGACCCACUGUAAUUACAAUAUUUGUAUCAUAACUUGUGCUCAAAAAGACGCCGUCAACGGCUUCCUUUGGAUUGUGACAGGAAGGAUCGCGUGAGCAUCUGACCCAUCCAUCCGUCGGCUGCACCUUGGACCUCGCGGAUCAUCACCAAUGCAGUGAUGUCAUUAAACAUUCAUUACGUGAUCUGCGCGGCUCACCUUUGUGCUCUUUCCAUUGUCUGUUUCCGGGAAACUGUCCUGUUUUCCUUAUCGUUCCACUUUUCCCCAUUCGUAAGAUAAUUAGUGGAAGAAAACAAGAAGUUUCCAUGUCCGGCAGUUCUGGGAAAAAUUGAUGAAUAUUGCUCAAUUUCGCCAAGUCAACUGACCUCUUCUCCUUGAAUUGCACACUGAUGAAAGAUGAUUUCGGCCAAUUUGCCGCUCAAUUUGCUGUGUUUGUUCAUUGCGAUACGAAGCCCUGUCCAUCUGUGUUAAUGGCGGCUCGUUACUCUUCCGAGGACUUUCCGAAAGACUUCCGAUGGCUUCAGCUCAUCCCAUUACUGAUAAGGUAGAAUUUCCGCGCAACCAAAACUUCAAAAACUUUUUUCCUGAUUUUCCUUUUUUCUCUGCAAUACCUCCUGUCAUUCACGAAGAGAAAAUCCGAGUAGUUUCAAAGAUAAGUGUAGAAAAUUAAGGAAUGAACUCUUAAAAAAAGAAUCUUGAGAAGCUUUAAGAGGUUAACGUAUUUUUUUUAGUUACUUUUCAUUGGAUUUUUCAAAGUUGUGUAGAAAAAGAAUCUGGAACCCUUGAAGAGUGACCUACAAAUACUACGUUUGACGACUUGAAACUUUUUUUUGGCCUUUCCUUGAAUGUUGACCCCGAUGAGUUAUUUGAUGACAGAAGAAAAUAUGAUCUGCAACAGACCACCCCCAAAAGGCGUUCAGGACACGGCGACAGACGUCGUCUCGGCUCUCGAGAGCAGCUCACCUCCUUGCCAUUUCAUUUCGCGAGCCUCUCAACACCCGUCGAUUUGCAUAUAG